Messenger RNA from Photinus pyralis (common eastern firefly), 843 nucleotides. RefSeq lists its product as uncharacterized. The transcript has 3 exons. Lineage: Eukaryota; Metazoa; Arthropoda; Insecta; Coleoptera; Lampyridae. The coding region runs from base 31 to 402 and encodes 123 amino acids. The record is from RefSeq and is a predicted model, not a curated record.
AUUUAAACGAAUCAAAAUUGUUUGUAAAAAAUGUGUACUCCGUUUCGUGGUUUUACUUUACUUCGAGGUUUACAGCGAAGAAUGCAAAGCAACGAGUCUUGGAUGAAGCUAAUUGAAGCCCACGAAAAGGAAUACUUCACAAAGAAACGCGUUCAGUUCUUGGAUUAUGUUAAAGCGGAAGUGGCAAAAGGGAGAACGAUUGAAGAUUUGAGCGCGGAAUUGGAACGAGAGCAUGGGCAGUCUCAGAGCAGUAGUCUGAAGUUGUCUCUCAAGGAAGAAGAUUGCUACGUCACCAAGAAUAAAGAGUUUAUGACUUAUGCGGCUAAUGAAUUGAAGAAUGGCAAACUAUUGGAUGAUCUAAUUACGGAGACCAAGGAGAGGAUCGACAAUGUUGCGAGAUAAAUUGUAGAAACGAUUUAUGAAUAAAUUGUUGACUUUUCUGUGCGUGGUAGCUAAUCUGCUUUCCAAUCUCUUCGGUCAACCAGCUAUUGAAUUUAGUUUAGCUCAUUAAAAUCAAAGCAAACUAUGCCAGAGGGGUCCAAUCUAGUAUGUACGUAAAAUUUGAAUAGAAAUGUCAUUAAACAUGUUUCGAAAUACAAAAUUCUUGUGUAACCACUUACAAAUUUCGAGAUUUAGGACCUCCGCGAUGGCACGAGAUGAGACGUCGGGUAAAAACGAAGAUGAACAAGCAUUUUUACAGCGCUUAAAGACGAUUUUAUACGGCGAGAACAGCACCAGCAACGUACCAGCGAAAGAAGACGUCGAUGAAACGGAAGUUGACCACGAGGACGAACCAAAAUCUUAAAAUGUACUUCAAAAUUGAAAUAAAUCAAGUUUGCUCUA